Camellia sinensis is the source of this 441-nucleotide messenger RNA. The record is from RefSeq and is a predicted model, not a curated record. NCBI's taxonomy places the organism in Eukaryota, Viridiplantae, Streptophyta, Magnoliopsida, Ericales, Theaceae.
AUGGAUGUUCUAGCUGGUGUAGUUAAUAGAUUGAAAGACAUUUCACAAGGAUUAGAUGCUUUCCUUGAUGAUGUGAGUGAAAAAUAUCAGAGUUCAAAAGAAAAUGAUGAUCAACCUAGUAAGAAAUGCUUCAUUAAAAUUUUGCUCCAGCUUGAAAAGGAAAGCAAGAUAGAGAUUGAUAUCUCACAAGACAAUCUUAAAGGAAUUUUACUGAACAUGUUUCUUCGAGGAGUUGAUACUUCUUCAAUAACAUUAGAGUGGGCAAUGACACAACUUAUGAAAAAUCCAACCAAGUUAAAGAAAGCUCAAGAAGAGGUAAGAAGAGUAGUUGGAAAGAAAUCAAAGGUCAAUGAAGAUGAUAUUGAUCAAAUGGUCUACUUAAAUUGUGUUGUCAAAGGGACUCUAAGGUUACAUCCCCUACUUCCUUUCUUGUUUCGUUAA